This is a messenger RNA of Juglans regia (Persian walnut), 2095 nucleotides long. Its product is annotated as probable sphingolipid transporter spinster homolog 2. Bases 126 to 1679 code for a protein of 517 amino acids. NCBI's taxonomy places the organism in Eukaryota, Viridiplantae, Streptophyta, Magnoliopsida, Fagales, Juglandaceae. The record is from RefSeq and is a predicted model, not a curated record. Gene Ontology annotation, biological process: transmembrane transport. Gene Ontology annotation, cellular component: membrane. Gene Ontology annotation, molecular function: transmembrane transporter activity. The transcript has 16 exons.
AGAAAAGAAAAAGAAAAAAACAAGUAAACGAGCCAACGAGGAACCCAAAAUUUUAAUCAGAAGUCAGAACAAUUCAGAUUCAAGCCUUGUGAAGCUAUUCCCAUCGAUUAAUCUAAGACGAAGAAAUGGCGAAGAUACCCAGAGAAGACUCGGCACAGAGUCCUUCAUGGUUCACCCCCAAAAGGUUACUUAUGAUCUUUUGUGUAAUUAACAUGAUAAAUUAUGUGGAUCGAGGAGCAAUAGCAAGCAAUGGUGUAAAUGGUAGUCUUGGGACUUGCACUGAUAGUGGCAUUUGUUCUUCGGGUAGCGGAAUUCAGGGGGAUUUUAACUUGAACAAUUUCCAAGAUGGUGUUCUAUCUUCUGCCUUUAUGGUCGGACUUCUUGUAGCUUCUCCAAUAUUUGCAUCCUUGGCAAAGAGCCACAAUCCUUUUAGGCUUAUUGGAGUUGGGUUAUCUGUUUGGACAUUUGCUGCAGCUGGGUGUGGUAGUUCAUUUGACUUUUGGUCCAUUGCGAUAUGUCGCAUGCUGGUUGGUGUUGGAGAGGCUUCUUUCAUAAGUCUUGCUGCUCCAUUUAUAGAUGACAAUGCCCCUGCCACUCAGAAAACAGCAUGGCUUGCAACAUUUUACAUGUGUAUUCCAACUGGGGUUGCUCUAGGCUAUGUUUAUGGUGGACUUGUUGGAAACUAUUUGAAUUGGCGUUAUGCAUUCUUUGGAGAGGCAUUUUUUAUGCUUCCAUUUGCUGUUUUGGGUUUUGUGAUGAAGCCUUUGCAAUUAAAAGGUUUUGCCCCUGUUGAGCCAAAAAAAGAUUUGACAUCCAUUGACGCUGUUGCUUGUGCCAUUGAAGAUUCAAAGGUUCCAAGUGUAAAUGGCUAUGUUGUGGUUGAAGAUGAAGGUUUUGGUGCUCAAGCCUCUAAUAAAGCUUCCAAGUCAAGAGGUGCAUUCAAAAUUUUGGAUCAGUUCUCUAGAUUUUCGAGAGAGAUGAAAGUGCUUUUGCUUGAUAAGGUCUAUGUUGUGAAUAUUUUAGGUUACAUAUCGUACAACUUUGUCAUUGGAGCAUACUCAUACUGGGGGCCAAAGGCUGGUUAUAACAUUUAUCACAUGAAUAAUGCAGAUUUGUUGUUUGGAGGGAUCACAAUUGUUUGCGGAAUUUUUGGGACAUUAUCUGGAGGCCUCAUCCUGGAUUACAUGAGUGCCACGAUCUCAAAUGCAUUUAAGCUUCUUUCUGGAGCAACAUUACUAGGUGCAAUGUUUUGCUUCAGUGCCUUCUGCCUCAAAAGCUUGUAUGGUUUCAUAGCUCUUUUCUCAGUGGGCGAGAUACUAGUCUUUGCUACACAGGCUCCUGUUAAUUACGUGUGUCUCCAUUGUGUCAAACCUAGUAUGAGGCCUCUGUCUAUGGCUAUAUCCACUGUUUCAAUCCACAUCUUUGGCGAUGUGCCUUCGUCACCUCUUGUUGGGGUUCUUCAGGAUCAUGUUAACAAUUGGAGGGAAACAGCACUUAUUCUAACAUCCAUUCUGUUUCUUGCUGCUGGAAUAUGGUUUAUAGGGAUCUUCCUGAACAGUGUGGACAUGUCCAAUGAAGAAGGUGAAAAUAAAGGCUCCACGGUUGAGAAGGCGGCUAGCACAAAGCCUUUGCUGGGAGGAAACAGAAAUGAGAUGCUAGAUGACUCUGUCGAAGCAUAAGUUCUAUAUGCAAAGCCUGGAGUACCUCAAGGAAUAGACUUGAGAAGAAGGAACUCCGACAACAAACUUUUCAAGAGUAUAUGUGAAACCAUACUUAUGUUAAUCUGUACAGUUCUGGUGCCCUAACAUGUCAUAUGAGUGUAAAGUGUUAGGUUUCCACUUGGGGUAAAAAUUGCUGUCCAAGCUUGUGUGUUGAAGAUUUGUAAGAGAACAUGAAAAAUAAUAUUUCCCCUUCAAGUCAGUCAGAACACAAGCAGCUCAAUGUCGAGGUUGUGCAUUCCUAUUUGUUUCACAGACAACUUGUAGAUAAGAAAAAGGCAUAUAAUCAGAAUAUUUGCAUUGCUUGCAGUACGAUUUUCAGCUGUAUAGUCUUUCCAUUUAUGUAAAGAUAAAUUAUUGCUGACAGCUUUAUAAAA